Lolium perenne is the source of this 1787-nucleotide messenger RNA. RefSeq lists its product as uncharacterized. The record is from RefSeq and is a predicted model, not a curated record. NCBI's taxonomy places the organism in Eukaryota, Viridiplantae, Streptophyta, Magnoliopsida, Poales, Poaceae.
CCGCUCCGCCUUUAUUACUCCCACCACACCACCACUGCAUAGCUUCCUUGCUCUCUGCUGCUGCCUUCCACUUCCACACCCGGGGCCGGCGACGAAGCACGCACAAAAGCACCGCAAAACCCCCCCGCGAUCAAUUCCCCGGCCACCACGCCUUCCGAGAAGAGCAGAGCUAGAUCCGGCCACCCCGCUCCCUCCACACGCGCCACGCCGUCUAUUAACGGCAGGGCGGCGCGCGACCUAGCUGCCGCUGCUGAUUACGUCCCCUCCUCCUCAUCUGGCCAGGCGGCGGCGACUGGGGGAUCUUCUGACCGAGGGAUGGACGGGAGGGUGCUACGGCGGAGCGUCACGCUGGCGGACCAGCUGGCCGCGGUGGGGCCGCCGGCCGCCGGCUCCUGCAACCUCCGCGACCUCCUCAAGCUGCGCGACGAGGACGACGGCCGCCGCGCCGCCGCCGCCGUCACCCUCGCCUCCGCCAUGCAGGCCGACCGCCGGGCCUCCUCCUCCCCGCCGCCGUCGGCCGUGGCUGCGGCCGCGGCUGCGCGGACGCUGCUCGACAUCAUCCGCGACGACCAGCCGGCCCCGGCUCCAGGCUCCUACGGCUCCGCGGGCGCCGGCGACCCGUUCGUCCGCCGCGCCGUGUCCCUCCCGGCCCCGCAGCCCGCCUCCCCGCCCGCGGUUACCAGGGCCGUGGCCGCGGCACCGACGCCGCCUCCGGAAGCGUCCCCGCCGCCGGCGGAUCAGGAGGAGGAGGAGCAGGGGGAGAGGGUGUCCCUCAUGGCGCUCCUGGAGCAGACCGACAGGCAGUGGAGCGCCGUCGCGGCGGCGCCGAGCGAGCAGGACCCGGCGGCCGCCGCGUCCGAGCAGGACGCGUUCUGGCCGGAGGACGACGGGGACCUGCUGCCGGAGCACGCGGGCCGAGGCGUCGGCGCCGGCGCGGCGGGCGGCGGGUGCUGCUGCGUGUGCAUGGCGCGGGCCAAGGGCGCCGCCUUCAUCCCCUGCGGCCACACCUUCUGCCGGGGCUGCGCCCGCGAGCUGCUCGCCGGACGCGGCCGCUGCCCGCUCUGCAACGCCGCCAUCGUCGACGUCCUCGACAUCUUCUGACCGCGCCCCGCCGCCGCCGAUCCCCGCCACACCAUCUGACCGCGGCCCCAGCCCGCCCGCCGCCGGCGGACCUCUCCGGCGAAAUCAGCAGCUCCUGCGGCUGACGGAGAUGCUAGGAAGGAUCCAGACAUAGAUAGAUCUCUGCCCCGUUCUUGCCAAAACUGAAAAAAAGGAUAGCGACAUGUUCAGCUCGAAAUCACUGUCGUAGAUGUCUACCACAGACCAAUUUCACUUCUGCGUUGCGCAUUUCUGCAUUUCCAACCUUCUCGUUUCAAUCCCCAAUCGUCGGGUUCUUGCUUGCUGCUGGUAACCAAUCAAUCAAUCGAAGUGGGUGCCUGGGUGGUGGCCGGUUAAACAAGAUUACUUGGGUUUGACUCGAGAUUAAUCUGUCAGUGACAGAAUUACUUUCUGCUGUAGCCUGUAGAGUAGGAGUAGCUGUCCAGCUAGCAGGCACGCGCUGCUUGAAGAUCUCGAGACGCCCUCCAUCCCUCCAUUGGGAAUUCCAAUUAAUUAAUUUGCUGCCUCACUCCAGUCCAGUGUGCAGCUCCUAGGCAUGAACACAUUCAAUUCCGUGGAGCGCAUUUCAUAUUCAGAAGAUCCAGCUCAGUGAUCGGCAGUGCCACGACCGACAGAAGUGUGGCUAAUAAAAUGUUACUCAUUAAUUAAAAAAAUGUUUUAAGAACAAA